GGUGGUCUCUUCCGCAGAAGAGGAUGCUGGGAUAGUCGAAAAGUCCGCCAUCUUUGCACAUUGCGUCAAAAGACUGAAACAAAUUUGCGCGAAAGAAUUUCUUCAAAAUGCCGCCCAAAAACAGGGGCAACAGCGGCGCGGCCAAGUCUAAAAAGGCAGAAGACAAGAAGAAGGACAAAAUUAUCGAGGAUAAAACCUUUGGUCUGAAGAACAAGAAGGGCAACAAGCAGCAGAAGUUCAUCCAGCAUGUCACGCACCAGGUCAAGGUCGGAGGCACGGCCAAGGACAUGCGGAAACUCCAGGAGAAGAAGGAGCAGGAGAAACUUGAGAAGGAGAAGAAGAAGAAGGAAGCUGAGGAGCUGAACAAGCUCUUCAGACCUGCAGCUACACAGCAGAAGUUAGGGAAAGGAGUGGACCCAAAGUCCGUGGUGUGUGCGUUCUUCAAGCAGGGCCUGUGUAAGAAGGGUGACAAGUGUAAGUUCUCCCAUGACCUGAGUAUGGAGAGGAAAAGUGAGAAGAGGAGUCUGUAUGUGGAUGUCAGGGACGAGGAUCUGGAGAAAGACACUAUGGAGAACUGGGAUGAGGCCAAACUGCAGGAGGUGGUGAACCAGAAACAUGGGGAAGCUGACAAGAAGAAGGGCAACGAAACCAAGAUUGUAUGUAAGUACUUCCUGGAAGCUAUAGAGCAGGAGAAGUAUGGCUGGUUCUGGAGCUGUCCCAACGGAGAGUCCUGUAUCUACAGACACGCCCUCCCGCCUGGAUUUGUGCUGAAGAAGAAGGAAAACAAGCUGGAAAAGAAGGACGAGAUCUCACUGGAAGAACUCAUUGAGAGAGAGAGAGCUGCCUUAGGUCCAGACACCACCAGGGUAACUCUGGAGACCUUCAUUGCAUGGAAGAAGAGGAAAAUCCAGGAGAAGAAGAAAAAACUGGAAGACAACAAGGCCAAGAAGAAGGCAGACUUCAAAUCUGGCAAGACCCUCAUGGUGUCAGGACGUGAAGUGUUUGAGUUCAGACCUGAGCUAGUGGAGGAGGGUGAUGAUGAUGAGGGAGGUGAGACCACCUAUGUGCACCAGAGACAGGAGGAGGAGCAGGAUGAAACUGAGGCCAUGGAGGUGAGCCUGGAGGCAUUUGCGAUGGCCGCGAGGGAAGUCGACGGGACGGGGACGGUCGCUGGGAAGGACAGGAUACCCGGGGGAGGGGACCAAAACCCCAACCCCCUCCAAACCCAAGAUGAAUCCACUAAACUAGACCAGGCUGCGGCGAUCGUUCCCGAUACUGAAAACCCUGUCACCAACGGUCCGUCCAAUGGUCCCGUAGAAGAACCGACAAACGACGACGUGCCAAUAGACGAAAACCUUUUUGACGCCGAAGAUGACGACCUUCUAGAAAUCGAGGAAGAAUUAGACACCUUAGACAUAGAUGAUUAAACAUGGAGUGCAUGUAGGUAGAAAAAUACAGGGAAGGACUCUUAACAAGAUUUCAGAGAGGCUGUGAAUACGGAUGAACUGAAUUUUACUUUAUUACUGAUUGACGCAAAAUAAACUGAGUCACAACAUCGGCGUACUGAGUUUUUCAGCAUCAUGGACUGCUGAGUUUUGCCACCUUCAUAGAUUACAAACGUAGUCUUGGUUUGUUAGUGAAAAUUUGUUGUAAAUGAAUGAAUUCUCAGAGAUUAUCUUGACUGGUUACAAAAAGUACUAACAGCACAGACCAGAAUGGAUGCCACAGGACUUUGUGUUUAUAUUAAAUACUCUGU
Branchiostoma floridae (Florida lancelet) is the source of this 1756-nucleotide messenger RNA. Its product is annotated as zinc finger CCCH domain-containing protein 15-like. NCBI's taxonomy places the organism in Eukaryota, Metazoa, Chordata, Leptocardii, Amphioxiformes, Branchiostomatidae. The coding region runs from base 108 to 1427 and encodes 439 amino acids. The record is from RefSeq and is a predicted model, not a curated record. The transcript is spliced from 9 exons. Gene Ontology annotation, molecular function: mRNA binding; metal ion binding. Gene Ontology annotation, biological process: cytoplasmic translation. Gene Ontology annotation, cellular component: cytosol.